GGAAUCCUAUCGUUUUCCCCUCCCCAGUUUAUUCCUCGCUGAUGGCUUCCAACCCUAACAUGGCCGCCAACGCCGCCGCUUCUUCCGACGGGGCUGACGCCUCUUCGAACGAUGACAUCGACCUUCUACUCGCCGGUCUCCAGCUUCGCCCGCCGUACCUGGGCACCAACUCGUUGCUUCCCCAAAACGUCGUCGACUUCCUCCUCCGCAACGGAGGCAGCGGCCUCGAUGAUGAGGGAGACGAAGAAGAGGAGGACGACAACGAGGAGGAGGACAUGAUGGAGCACCGAGGUGAGGGGUGGAAGAACCGCCGGCUGCUCGCGAAGGAGGAGAGCAAGUUGGAGAGGGAGAUCUUGCGGAUCAUCGAAACUGGCAACGGUUUCGAGGCUCUCAAGGUGAACUCCGGCCAGUCUGUGGCCAUCGGCGAUCACAACAUUUGUGUCGGCGUCCACGAGGAGCCCGACUCAGAGUAUCGGCUAUGGCAGUGGCACGGACACAUCAUGUUAUUCGAUGAGGACGAUGGCUACUCGCUUGAGUACAUUCACGGGUUUCACCACGAGUUGGUUCCACCGCAGCAGCGAGGGAGGAAACAGGUCGUCCAUGAGGAAGAGGAAAAGAGCAAGACAAAGGUCGACGUGGUCGGGAAUUCAGGACUCAAGGACUUGAUUAGUGGGAAUGUAGUGGAAUCGAUCGGAAAUGCAGCGGGAAGGGUUCUCCAUCGAAAUUCUCUCAAAGGUCAAUCUCUACAUCAAGGUAAUGAGAAAUAAACAACACGAAUGAGGUUUUUGUUCUUAUGGCAUGUUUUUAACAUUAAGCGUAAAUCAAAGAAGUUGUGCUGUAUCUGGAUGAUCUUUGGUGGCCAAUAAAGUAAGCUUGUGUUGAAAACUCCCCAUGGGUUGGAUCUAUAACAUACUUUGUGGUGAAUUUGAUGUUUUUUCUCGUCACCAUAUACUGGACUCCAAAAAUUCAUGUUGAA
Zingiber officinale is the source of this 976-nucleotide messenger RNA. RefSeq lists its product as uncharacterized. Bases 42 to 767 code for a protein of 241 amino acids. The record is from RefSeq and is a predicted model, not a curated record. The transcript has a single exon. NCBI's taxonomy places the organism in Eukaryota, Viridiplantae, Streptophyta, Magnoliopsida, Zingiberales, Zingiberaceae.